AUGGUCCUCUCACGGCGAGCGGUUCUCUUCCUCGGGUUCUGCUUCUUUACUUUCGUCUUUUUCACAGCUCGCAGCUUGCGCCAACCCCACGCAUGGGAGUCCGUCCCGCAGGCCAUCGGCCUGGGAGAAUAUCUUCCCUCCAAUUCCCAUGGCUCCGGCGCCAGUACCAAUUGGUCAAUGGCAUAUAAUGUCAGCACCGGUCAUAACAAACCAUACCCUUACGUUCCACGACCAAACUUCGUCACCGGAAUUCCCAAACCGCUCGGAACGCAGUAUACAAAACGACUCGUCGUGCCGCGCACAACAGAGGAAGAUGUCCGCUGGAUCGCAGAGGAGCUUCCGGACUGGGAUACGGCUAUCUACGGCAACGAGGUCAUGAUCUAUCUGACCUAUGUCAUUGAUUUCUACGAUGACCUUCCCGACGUUUCGGUCUUCGUACACGCACAUCAGAAUGCAUGGCACAACGAAAACCUCUUCGGCGGCGAUACUGCGGAGACCGUAAGGCGAUUGAAUCUAAACCGCGUGAUCCGAGAAGGCUAUAUGAAUCUCCGCUGCGGUCAGGGCCCCGGGUGUCCUGAUUGGAUGCACCCCGGCGAAAUCGAGCCCGACGAGACAAAACAGGAAGAAGUCGUGCUUGCCCGAGCCUGGAGCGAGAUUUUCCCCGACGACCCAGUCCCGUCGGUCCUGGCACAGCCCUGCUGUGCCCAAUUCGCCCUAUCAAAGGAGCGUAUUCGAACAAUCCCUCGCUCUCGCUUCGUGUUCUACCGUGACUGGCUUCUGCAAACUACCCUGAGUGAUUAUAUAACUGGGCGAAUUUGGGAAUAUCUUUGGCAAUACGUCUUCGCCGGCGAGCCGGUCUUGUGCCCGGAUGAGAGCGUUUGUCUAUGUGAUGGCUAUGGAUUCUGUUUUGGUGGCCUAGACAAUUUUAGAGCAUUCCAGGAGGCGAUGGAAGAGCGGAAUGAGUUGCAGCUUGAGGCUGAUAACUUCGAUUGGAUGUCGGAAGACCUUGAGACGACCAAAAGCUUUGGCGACCUAGAUGAGACCAUGGAUUUGAACAUCCCUCCGCCAGGCGGCAAGUCUGAAAAUGAAAGACCGUUGGCUGCUAAAACGCGGGAGGUGGAAGCUCUAUUGGAAAACGCGGUCGCCCGAGGCAACGACCCCAGGCUUCGUGCCGAAGAAGUUGGGCGACCUUGGAAAUAUGGCGAUGGUUUCUAG
Messenger RNA from Penicillium waksmanii, 1215 nucleotides. RefSeq names its product DUF3431 domain-containing protein. The coding region runs from base 1 to 1215 and encodes 404 amino acids. NCBI's taxonomy places the organism in Eukaryota, Fungi, Ascomycota, Eurotiomycetes, Eurotiales, Aspergillaceae. The record is from RefSeq and is a predicted model, not a curated record. The transcript is spliced from 2 exons.